Messenger RNA from Zophobas morio, 1063 nucleotides. RefSeq names its product alpha-tocopherol transfer protein-like. The record is from RefSeq and is a predicted model, not a curated record. Lineage: Eukaryota; Metazoa; Arthropoda; Insecta; Coleoptera; Tenebrionidae. Gene Ontology annotation, molecular function: phosphatidylinositol bisphosphate binding. Gene Ontology annotation, cellular component: membrane. The transcript is spliced from 3 exons. The coding region runs from base 71 to 994 and encodes 307 amino acids.
GUGCAUCAGGUUUGCAUUUCAGUGGAGGUCUUCAAGUCAGUGAAGGCAAAAGUGUUGUCGUCUUUGUAUCAUGUUCUAUCUUGAACAGCCGUCUCCUGACCAGCAAGUUCUUAUCCGUCAAGCACUGAACGAAGAUGUAAACACUCGAGAUAAAGACUUGGAAGCUAUUAAAGAGUGGCUCAGGAAAGAGCCACAUUUGCCGGAUACAUGGGAUGAUGCAAUGCUUAUGACUUUUCUGCGCAGCUGCAACUUUUCGUUGGAAAAAACCAAGAGGAGAUUAGACAAAUAUUUCACUGUGAAAACAAUUGUUCCGGAAUUUUUUACCGAGUGUGAUAUUGCUAGACCUGAAAUGCAGAAAAUUGUCAAUGAGUUAGAAAUCGCUACCAUGCCAGGAAUGACUCCAGAGAGCAGACGAGUCCACAUCGCACGCAUCGCUAGCAACGACUUCGAGAACGUCGACUACAACGAUUGCGCCAAAAUAAUUUUCAUGUUAGGCGACAUCCGCCUCAAAGUAGACAACCUAGGUUCAGCUGGCGAAGUCUACGUUUUAGAGGGCGAGAACUUCAUGCUUAAAUACCUAGUUAAAUUGUCGCCCAUUUUCGCUAAAAAAUUUUUAGUGUGUGCCACAGAUGCGCUCCCUAUCAAAGUCAAAGAAGUACAUAUUGUUAAUCCCCCAUUUUUCAUCGAUAGUAUAAUCGCGUUUAUAAAGCCGUUCUUGAAAGAAAAAAUUUUAAAGCGAAUACAUUUUCAUAAGGAUGUAACUACCCUCCAUGAGUACAUCCCCAAAGGUCUUUUGCCAGAAGAGUACGGAGGUACAGCGGGCAAACUUAAACUGCAUUGGGACAAGUAUUUAGCGGCUUGUGAAGAUUUUAAACCUUGGUUUAAGGAGCAGGAGAAGAUUAAAGCAGACGAGUCGAAAAGACCUGGAAAGGCUACAACUUACGAAGAUUUUUUCGGACUACAUGGAAGUUUCAGAUCACUCGCAGUUGACUGACAAAAUUUUCUGAGUAAUAUAAAAUAAAUUUGCGAGAUGUCACCGCACCUGUGCUUUCCUCAAACAAAA